This is a messenger RNA of Selaginella moellendorffii, 1306 nucleotides long. Its product is annotated as 2-C-methyl-D-erythritol 4-phosphate cytidylyltransferase, chloroplastic. The coding region runs from base 100 to 1011 and encodes 303 amino acids. Gene Ontology annotation, biological process: isoprenoid biosynthetic process. Gene Ontology annotation, molecular function: 2-C-methyl-D-erythritol 4-phosphate cytidylyltransferase activity. NCBI's taxonomy places the organism in Eukaryota, Viridiplantae, Streptophyta, Lycopodiopsida, Selaginellales, Selaginellaceae. The transcript has 12 exons. The record is from RefSeq and is a predicted model, not a curated record.
AGCCCCGACAUUUUUCUGGAAGUUGUUCUUAUACUACAGUUUGUGGGCAAACCCUCAACCUCAACUUUGACCAAUCGGGUUUUCAUCACUGCUCUGGCUAUGGCGGCUGUGGCUCCCGGAAUCAUAGUACCCCUUUCGAGCGGUGGGCAAUCCAAGCUUCAAUAUCAGAGUGAAUUCUCCUCUGCUGCUCCUUGUGGUGCUGCUGGUGCUUGUUCUCGGAAGCAAAGUGUGUUGCUGACACGCUCAGUUCCAAGAUUGCUAGUAAAGGCCAAUGCAGCAGCUCUAUGUGCAUCCAGCUUGGUGAAGGAAGACUCUGAGGUGGUUCCGGAGCACUCGGUAUCUGUGAUCUUACUUGCUGGUGGCGUAGGGAAGCGGAUGGGGGCUGAUAUGCCAAAACAAUAUUUGCCUCUUCUAGGACAGCCUAUUGCGCUAUACAGUUUUUAUACAUUUGCUAACAUGCCUGAAGUUAAGGAGGUUGUGGUGGUUUGUGACCCAUCAUUCAAGCAUCUGUUUGAAGAAGCUAGCAAAAACAUCAAGAUAGUCGUAAAAUUUGCUCUACCUGGCAGGGAGAGACAAGAUUCUGUUUUCAGCGGGCUCCAGGCUAUCAGUGAUGACUCGAAGCUAGCUUGUAUCCAUGAUUCUGCGCGACCUCUUGUCCUUGGGCAUGACAUACAGAGGGUUUUGAGAGAUGCCUGGGUGCAUGGAGCUGCCGUUCUUGGAGUACGUGUUAAAGCCACUAUCAAAGAGGCAGGAAGCGAUCACUUCGUCAAAAAGACAUUGAACAGACAGAACUUGUGGGAAAUGCAAACACCUCAGGCUAUAGAACCAUCACUACUUCGUCAGGGAUUCGGACUUGUUGAGAGGGAUGGAUUGGAGGUCACAGAUGAUGUUUCCAUUGUGGAGUUUUUGAAGCGUCCAGUGUUCAUCACAGAGGGCUCUUACUCCAACUUGAAAGUAACUACACCAGACGACAUGCUGGUCGCAGAGAGGAUCCUCCAAUCCGCCAACUAAGAUGGAUCAAUCAGUCCAUUCAGAUUUUAGUUUUCUUCUCGCAUCAUCGUCACUGGCGUUUGAAUCUUCGUGUCCAGCUCGGGCUCCUCGGUUUGUUGCUCCUGUUCUUGCUCUUGCUCGUCCUGCUGCUGCUCCUGCUCGAUCUUGUCUUGAAUUUGCGGACGUUUGCGUCUAAACUCGCUCCUGAGGUCCGGUCCUAUGAUCUCGAUUCUACUGAGAAUUGUGUUCUUGGCAGUCUCUUCGUCCAUUCCACCCUCGACCAGCUUAAUAAAUUCUUCUCCCUGGAAGAAAGAAA